UAAAAAGCAAUAGAAAAGACAACGUGAGUCCAGUUUUCAUUUACUGUACAUUCGAGUGGACUACAUAUCGAUAAACAUGAGUGGCUGUCCUUUUAUGGGGAAAAAGUACAAUUUCACUUUUAAUGAACUAUCUCUGGAAGACAAAAAUGGAGAAAAUUCACAGGAGGGAAUGAACAAAGCCAGUAAAGGUGGCUUGAUAUAUGGCGACUAUCUGCACCUUGAUAAGGUGUUAAAUGCGCAAGAACUACAGAGUGAAAAGAAGGGAAAUAAAAUCCACGAUGAACAUCUUUUCAUUGUCACUCAUCAAGCAUAUGAACUGUGGUUUAAGCAGAUUUUGUGGGAAUUAGAUUCUGUUCGAGAAAUCUUCCAAAACGGACGUGUGAGAGAUGAAAGAAACAUGCUUAAGGUUGUCACACGGAUUCAUCGUAUUUCCAUGAUUCUUAGGUUACUGGUGGAACAAUUCUCAGUUCUGGAAACUAUGACAGCUUUAGAUUUCUUUGAUUUCAGGGACUACUUGUCUCCUGCCUCGGGUUUCCAGAGUUUACAGUUUCGACUGUUGGAAAAUAAGAUUGGCGUUCCAGAAAUUUUGAGAGUUCCAUAUAACAGGAGACACUACCGUGACAAUUUCAAAGGAAAGGAAAACGAGGUGCUUCUUAAAUCUGAGGAAGAACCAACACUCUUGGGCCUAGUGGAGGCAUGGCUAGAAAGAACUCCUGGACUGGAAGAAGAAGGUUUUAAUUUCUGGGGAAAGCUGCAAUUUAACAUAUAUCAAGGAUUAGAAGAAUAUAUAAAGUCGGUAAAGGCAAAACCAGAUUCAGAAGAAAAAGAGGAGCAGAUUGCUGAACUUCUGAAGCAAAGGGAGGUUUUCACUGCAUUAUUUGACGAGAAAAGACACCAGCAUCUUCUCAGUAAAGGUGAAAGGAGACUCUCGUAUAAAGCACUCAAAGGGGCUUUGAUGAUCUACUUUUACAGGGAGGAGCCAAGGUUUCAGGUUCCUUUUCAGCUGCUGACUUCUCUGAUGGAUAUUGAUACACUGAUGACCAAAUGGAGAUAUAAUCAUGUAUGCAUGGUGCAUAGAAUGAUAGGCAGUAAAGCGGGCACAGGAGGCUCAUCCGGAUAUCACUAUUUACGUUCAACCGUCAGCGACAGGUACAAAGUUUUCGUAGAUUUGUUCAACCUCUCAACAUUCCUAGUGCCGAGACACUGGAUACCCCGUCUGAACCCAAACGUCCAUAAAUUUCUUUAUACUGCAGAGUGUUGUGACAGUUCCUAUUUUAGCAGUGACGACUCUGAUGAAUGAUCAGGAUCAGACUAUACAGGAAUAAUACCAUGUCAUAUUAUGUUUUUGUGAGGAAUACUUAGGAAUGCGCUGGAAUGUUUUGGUGUACAAUACUACUAAGUGGCAUCUUGACUGCAAUCUGACAACAAACCCUUGGUUGGCUAUAUGUUUGACAAAGAUGUGUGGCCUCCAAAGCUUCAUUUGCUCUGUUCAGAAAGCAUAGUGUCAAAUUCUAUUGUUGUACAAUAAGUGGCCACAUUAGACAAGCUAAUAAACAACUGUGUAGUAUUUCUCUUGA
Messenger RNA from Spea bombifrons (plains spadefoot toad), 1577 nucleotides. It is a transcript of the gene TDO2, whose product is annotated as tryptophan 2,3-dioxygenase. Gene Ontology annotation, molecular function: metal ion binding; L-tryptophan 2,3-dioxygenase activity; heme binding. The transcript is spliced from 12 exons. Bases 77 to 1300 code for a protein of 407 amino acids. NCBI's taxonomy places the organism in Eukaryota, Metazoa, Chordata, Amphibia, Anura, Pelobatidae. The record is from RefSeq and is a predicted model, not a curated record.